GAUAUGUUCUUGUAUUGUUUUUGUGGUUGAUUAACUUGGGAUGAUAUGGGGGGUGUUUUUUUGUUUGUUAACAAAUUAUGAAAGAAAAAGGGUAUUUUCAUUUACACUUUGCUUUAAUAUUUGUCUGCAUGCUCAAUAAAUCACGAGGAUUCUGAAACUCAUUCCCAUAGUUAAGCUUCACAUCUUUGAAUAUUUCAGUUAUUAUUUUUUGUUUAUCUCAAACUUUGAAAUAUGCAUGUUUUGUAUAUAUUUUGGAAAAUUUUGAGGCUUGACUACCAAAACAAGGAGGAAAUUUUUGCUUAUGUUUUUUUUGGAAUGCUUAUACAGCCUUAUUUAGUGUAUGAUUAUAGUGUAAUUAUGCUUGCCCAAACUUGAGAUCUUCUGAAUGAUGAAGCUUCAUCUUUUCAAUGAAGUGUUAAGAAUCUUACAGGAUCUAAUAUUUUAUAUACUUGUGCUAUUUUUUUUCUUUGCAUUGCCAAUGUAGUUUCUAUCCUUAAAUACGCCGGCUGAAUUUUUUUUUGGGUGCCAAAUGACUCAAUGACCUUUUUUUUUUGCCAUCAAAUUUGUAUGAAAGAAAUUUUUGUCUAGUGGUUGAUAACAAUAUGGUCAUAUAUAAUUUAAGUGACCCAUUAGUUGUAGAAAUAUAAGAAAACAGAAAAAUGAAUAUAAAAGUUCCUUUGCUACUGUUGGAUGAAUAAAAUAUCAGAUGAGGCACUUAGCAUCGUGAUUAGCACCGGAUUAACCUGCUUAUGUGUUCGACAAAAUGUUGCAUGGUUGUGCAGAUACCCUUAAAUACAGCUCUUUCCCUUUUCCUUUACUGUCGUUCUUUCUUUAUUUUAUUUUAUUUAUCUAUCUGUUUUUAGCUUCAUUGAAUUUACUUUGUGUUUGGCUUAUAAAAGCCACAGUCCCCCCCUAGUUUUAUGGAUCAACUAACCAGCUGUAAAGGUAUAAUUUUUUUUUUGUCUUUAGAUAAAUGUUUAGUUGCUUAGUCUUAAAAUUUAUGAAAGUUCGACAUUAAAGUUAAAAUUUAUGAAAGUUCGACAUUAAAGUUGUUGUUUGAUUUGCUCUUGGGAUCGCCCAAAUUUUCAGUCUUCUCAUGGGUCAAUGUGGGAUUUGAUCAUAUUGAAAGAGUAUUGAACACUUUGACUGUUGGUUUAAUCAAACUUCUUGUAGUCUGUCAGUUUGUACUAAAGAAAGAUGAGGGAGGCUUUCAGAAAUAUUACAAAAGCACAAGGCCUUUCACGUGAUGCAUAAUUUGCAUGCGGCACAUUUUGACAGCAUAGAUGAGAUGACUGAUUCAGAUAUGGAUCGACAAAGGCAUGGGAAUUCUAAUUCAGAACCUUCUAUCCUUGCAAGCAGUGCCAACAUUUUGCAGCCAAAUAUCCACACAAUGGCAACAGCUUCAGGGAACGCAAGAAAUCUUGAUUCCCGCUAUUUACCAGAUGUCUAUGACAAUACCGUAAUGUAUAGAGGGACACAAUACAAUGGCAUUCUAAAUCAACACAAUCUUGAUAUGGGUGUUGCAGCCAUGACCAACUUGCGUUAUUCUGGCAUGAAUCCUUCUAGUACUGGUGUAUUACCUCUCCCUACUAGUCAUGGAGCCUAUGAUCAGUUGCCAGCAUCAAGCACAUUUGCUGUGUCUGGAGUUUCUUCAGAUAAUUUUGGAAGGAGCAGCAGUUAUGCAGAUGACGUCAGAGCUUCUUUCAAAAGAAAAAAUACAGAAACUGUUAGAGGAAAUUUUCCACAUUUUGAUGCUUCAGCUAGUUCAUCAGUUGUUCCCCCAAAUGCAAGGCACUCUGAUGGGAUUACUAUGAUGGAUGCUGCUUCCUUGCCCCUGCCUCAAUUCCGAGGAAAUAGCAUCCCUUCACCCAUGGAAUUAGGGUCCAAUGGUAGUUUGUGGAGGAGGUCGGGCGAGUCUGUUAUGGUACAUGAACAUAGCCAUUUCAUUCAAGGUAAUUAUUUAGGGCACCCUUCCAGCCAGUUGCUCCUCCUUGGUUGGAUCAACAGUUAAAUAAUUGUCACAGUGAUGGGCAUCCUACAACUUGGAAUCAGUCUCUUCCAAUGCCUUAUAUGCAAGCACCUAAUGUUAACGGAAGUUCAUUAGAGAAUGCAAAUAUGGGUUUGCAGAGAUAUCACGAUACAGCUAGUAACAUAAAUGGCCUAAGGUUUGUUCUUCCUCCUGUCAACCACCACCAUAAUUAUCAUCAUCCAGCAGUGCCAAUGAGAGGAUUCAGGGGCCACAAUAUCAUUUUUCAACCUCCAGUAACUGCAGCUUCUUAUAGAAUUCCAACAAAUCCUUUAUGCAAUGCUUUGAUCCCUACACAGAAUGGUUUUGAGAUGGGUCCUAGGCAUGUUAGCCUUGUGCCAUCAGCAGGCCUCCAGGUUCGUCCUCAUAGAGGAUACAUGAAUGAGACAACAAUUGGGCAUCGAAAUCUUCACCCUAUGGGCUAUCUCCAAGUUGAUGUAGAUGUUGCCAUACUGGAUGAAGUGGGAUUGGUUGACCAUCACAGAGACAUGCGCUUGGACAUAGAGGAUAUGUCUUAUGAGGAGCUUCUUGCAUUGGGCGAGCGAAUUGGCAAUGUAAGCACUGGUUUAUCAGAACAAUCUAUUUCAGCUUUAAUGAAAACUAGAAUUUAUGCAACCUCCACUGCUAUUAACCCGGAAGAGGAAGAAACUUCAGAGGAUCAGGAAACUGAUUCAUGCAUAAUAUGCCAGGAUAAAUAUGAGAACAGACAGAAGGUAGGAAUUCUUCAAUGCGGUCAUGAGUAUCAUGCAGAUUGCUUGAAGAAAUGGCUUCUUGUGAAAAAUGUCUGCCCCAUAUGCAAAUCAGAAGCAUUGACUCCUGGAAAGGACAAAGGAGUAUAGAAACCAAUGAAGGCAAAAUCUCUUCUUUUUCUUCUUCUAGCAAUGCCCAUCAUCCCUUUUGGCAAAUUUAUUUUUGGACGGAGUCCAUAUUUUGUUGUGUAAUUUUGUAUAUGUACUUGCACAUAUAUAGAUGGUUACGCUGCCCAACUCUUUUACUUGUUGGCUCCAGUGACAUUGUAUCUAUAAAUUGUACAGACUUUGUUGUGUGAUGUAUCUACUUCAGGUAAUUAUAUUAUUCCUUGACAUUUUUUUUUUGUUCAUUCUGGUAAAGCAUGGUUGGAAGUCCCAUGGCCAUGUUCAGAAUGAAGUUUACGUCUUUACUCUUAAUGAUAGUCUCUGAUCUUAAUUUA
Molecule: messenger RNA, 3215 nt
Organism: Prosopis cineraria
Lineage: Eukaryota; Viridiplantae; Streptophyta; Magnoliopsida; Fabales; Fabaceae
Product: probable E3 ubiquitin-protein ligase ZFP1
Exons: 6
Coding region: 2062-2865 (267 amino acids)
Cellular component (GO): nucleus
Molecular function (GO): ubiquitin protein ligase activity
Source: RefSeq, a predicted model, not a curated record